UGAAUCGAAAUUAAAUUCCGGUUCUUGGGAAGAUCCCCUGCCCACGACGACCACACAUCACAACAAUAACGCCAGUCAGAAUCUAACGAAUCUAGCUAGCGCUCAAAGCGCUAAAAACGGCAACAUAACGACAACAACAGCACAACUACACAAUCUCACAAAUUUAAGACGUCCUGACACCUUAGCCACAGCACGUCACAAUCUCCAGCCACUGAUUAUACAACCGGUAACAAAUCUACAACAACAACAUCAUCACCAUCAUCAGCAGCAACACAGUCAUCAUCAACAACAUUCAGCGUUUACCGGCAGUGUCUUAGGCCGCUGUAACGAAGCGGCGGCACUACAACAACAACAACAGCAACAACAUCACCAACAGCAACCUCUACUACAGGGGGCUGCUGUAACCGGCAGCACAAUAGCUGGCGGUAGUUUUAACGCCAACGGCGGAUCGACUGCCGUUGGUGGCGCCACUGACGGUUCGGCGGGUUCGCCCAAUAACAUAGCGGUUGUCGAACAUAUAACAGACUCCGCACAAAUCGAUUUUCAAACAAAAUCACCUUUACCACCUAACAGCUCUUCGGAAGACGAAGAGUUGGCCAACGAGGAGGAUUUAAACGGCAGCGUGACGUCAUCUCUGAGUGCCACAAAUCAACGCAAUUCACAAUUGCGUUCCACUUUCAAUCGGGCCAAACAACACUUGUCCUUUGACAAAUGGCGUUCGUCGAAUGCCAACAAUUCAGCUGCUGAUACAAGCAGUAAUUCAAGUACCAGCAGUGGUGGUGGCGGUGGAGGUAGUGGUACAUUAACACGCCGUGCGAGUACAACUUGUGCCACCACAAUGCCCACAGCCCAUCAACCGCCGCGAGAAGAUAUCACAACACCGGGUGAAACGCCUGGUGGUAGAUUAUCUCGUUGGUUUUCCAUACGACGCGGUUCAUCACAUCAAUACGAUGUGGGCGGUCGUGAUGGCAGACAAUCGAAUUCAUCGAGUAUAGAUUUGCCAGAUGCUGUGUGUGAUGGCCAACAGGCAUCGCCACAAAAAAUAACAAAUUCAGCGAAUUCAUCAAAAUCUGCCUGUAAAAUGCCUGGGGUACCAGAAAAUGAAGAUGAUGAUAUAUCAUCAUUAACCGCAUCGACUUCUAGAUUCGAUUUGGAUUUAAUGAUACCACCGGGUAGUCGUGCCAACGGCACUGCCCGUUCGGCUCACAAUCGUUUGGUCCAGCCUAUGUUACCACCAGCGCCACCUGGUCUUUCACAGCAACAGCUUAAGCGUCGCCAUAUUGUGGCUGCCAUUGUUCAUAGUGAAAAUUCAUAUGUGGCAACUCUACAACGUCUAGUCAAUGAUUACAAAAAACCUCUUGAAGAUAGUAGUCCACCCGUGUUGAGUGCUACCAAAAUAAGUACACUCUUCCAUCGCCUGCCAGAAAUUCUCCAAUCGCAUCAAUUGUUUCGCAUCGCUCUCGCUGAAUGUGUACGCAAUUGGGAUCGUGAUGAAAAAUUGGGUGAUUGUUUUGUGAGCGCCUUCAGUAAGCCACGUAUUUUAGAAAUCUAUUCAGGUUUCAUCAAUAAUUUCUCAGCUGCCAUGGAAUUAGCUAAAAUGGAAGAAAAACGCAAAUCAGCAUUGGCGGAUUUCUUCAAAGUUAAACAAAUAAGUGCUCAUGAUCGUUUAAGUUUCUUUGGCUUAAUGGUUAAGCCCGUUCAACGUUUUCCUCAAUUUAUACUCUUUCUACAAGACUUACUCAAGUAUACACCCCAGGGACAUCAUGAUCGCAUGUCGCUACAAUUGGCUCUAACACAACUGGAACUGUUGGCUGAAAUGCUCAAUGAACGUAAGCGUGAGGCAGAACAGUAUCAAGGUUUCAAAGAGAUGUUAGGACAUAUAAGUGGUACAUUUAAUACACGUUCUCUAACCACAACCGAAGGUAAUCGGCCACGUUAUCUACUGCGUGAGGAUAAUGUAACACAUAUGGAAUUUAAUCAGGCUGGUUUUAUAGUCAAAUCUAAACAACGUCGUUUGCUGUUGUUGAAUGAUAAGGUCAUUUGUGUUUCAGUGGCACCCAAACAGUCACAUGAUUUUGGUGCCACCGAAAAGUUGACAUUUAAAUGGAUGUAUCCGGUAACGGAUGUGGAAAUUGUGGAUAAUAGUACUUCCGCUACCUUAUCGAGAAUAUUAACUGCUGGUCUCAAUCGCGGCGGAAGUCUUAAAUCGAAUAGUAGCUCAUGCAACAACUACUCCACCAACACACUACCUGCCAACACAUCCUCGCCUUCAGCUGGAGCCUAUCAAAAUGCCGCCUUCGAUAAUUCACCCGCUGCUCUUCUAACCAAUGGUGCUGAUAAUCUCUGCAACGAAAUGAGUACACUCAUGUACGAUUACGAAGUUGUUUCACGUAUUAACGAUCUUGUUGGUUCGCUUAAGGGAACUUACAAGGAACUUAACUCGAAUGUUACCCGUAAUCUUAUGAAUUCCAUACAAAGUUCUAUACAAAGAAAAAAUGAAGAAAUGGCAUGGGUGGAUUCAUGCUGUUUGCAAUUAGUGGCCCGUAAUAAGAAUGGUAAAGAAGAGACGUUUACAUUCCAGACAGCAAAUCCCAACGUUAAAAAGGAAUGGAUAACGGAAUUGCGUUUAGCGCAACUUGCGCUCGAUAUCAAUAAUUCACCGGCUUGGGAGACAACAUCGGCUGAGCCGUGUGCCACGAGUACGCCGGCGUAUGAACAGCAACAGAUGCAGCUGGUGCAGAGGCAAUCGAAUAAGAUGCCAUUGUUUGUUAAAGCGAUGCCGGUUUAUAAGUCACAGCAUCAAACGGAGGUUCGCUGUGGAUGUUACUAUACCAUCGCUAAUGAUUCGAAAAUCAGUGGCAAUGCCCGACGCCGCCAUAAACAACAGAAUUAUCUGUGGAUUUGCACCACAAAUGGUUCCUCUUCACAACUAACCGUCUACUCACAGCAUCACCAACAGGCUGGCAAUCUACGAGAUGUUGGCACAUUUGAAUUGGCCGAAACCCAAGUGACAGCCAUUGAAUUUGUCAAAGGUUUAGAUAAUUGCAAGACACGCGAAGAAUACAAUUCCUUAUUGGGUGAUCUCAUUUGGAUGGGCACCGAUGCCAAAAAGUUAUUGAUAUAUUCUGCUAAAAAUCCCGAACAAGAAGAACAAUUAAAUUGUUGUAGUGUGCCGGGUAUAGUGACGAGGAUUCUUUAUCAUUUCGAUACUAUAUAUGUGGCUCUAACGAAUGCUACCAUCUUGAUUUAUCGUCGUGCCUAUGAUGGUGUUUGGAUGUUGAAAGAUCCUCAGGUGGUGCAGUUGGGAGAGAGUGGCUUGCCGGUACCCAGUAUUUUACCCAUUAAUAUGAAUAUCUAUGCUGCCUGUGCCAAUCGCGUAUACGUUUUGAACGCCUUAAAUGGUGAGAUCCAACGCAGUUUUGAGGUGCAUCAUGGCUCUAAUCAGCAGGUCAAUCUAAUGGCUCAUUCUGGCAUAGGCUUGUGGAUUUCCUUGAAGAACUCCACCAUGUUGUGUUUGUAUCAUACGGAGACCUUUAAACACUUGCAGGAUAUUAAUAUAGCAUCGAGUGUUUUGCGCAGUGAUGGCAAAAAGGAACAGGCUGUUAAUAAUAGUGCCAUUUAUGUGACCGCCCUAAUGGCCUGCAAGGGUUUGCUGUGGGUGGGCACCAAUGUGGGCAUAGCGGUUACCAUACCCUUGCCCCGUUUAGAGGGUGUACCCAUUAUAAGUGGUGGCAUUAGCAUGUCUUGUCAUGCUCAUUUUGGACCCAUAACUUUCCUAUUGCCUCUGGUGCCUAAAGUGUAUCCCUCGUAUAAACCCUCCGCUUCAAAUAACUCACAAACUUUACCACCGGCUUUGAAUAUAGCAGUGGAACCCGUGGUGGUUCCUAGCAUGGGUGAUGAUUUACAAUUGCCCGCCAUAGAUGCCGAUCCCAAGAAGUUAACCGAAGCUGAUUUAGAUGAGAGUGCAGUGGUUUUAAGAAGAGAUUUGCCUAAAGAUGAUUCCGGUUCGGGAUCAGCCUCCCCUUCGGCCUUUAUGCUAAGAGAACUAAGUGCCGAUGGUGCGGAUUCCAAUGCCUCAUCACCUCGCUGCUCUAAAUUGGAUAAACAAAACUCCUUGGAUCAAUCGUUCUCGGCGAAAAUUAGAGCUUCUUUGGCCAAUUCACCAGCUUUUCAUCGUAAACGUUUUAGAGAUUUGUCCUCAGAAUCUGCUCGCAUGUCUAAAACUUUACCUAGAGGUUUGGGUUCCGCAGGCUACUUCCAAUCAGGUCUUAACUCCAAUACUAGUACCCUGUCUCAUGCAGAACAUGGUUAUUGUGAUGUCUAUGGUCUUUAUGGUAAAUUGAUCUUUGUUAAAGAAGAUUAUGAUGCGGAAGAAGGAACCCAGGGUAAUCUCAUGGAUAUGAUGUAUGAAGGCAUGCGUAGAUCUGAUCCAGAAUUAGCUGCCAUACCCGGACGUGUUACCACCUUAGAUAGACGUUUAAGAAUGAAAGCCUCACGACCACGUUCUCUAGAUCUAUCCAAUUGGUCAGUGGAUUCAAAAUCAUCCAGUUUGUAUACCUCCUCGGGCAGUGAGGAAAGUAUGGGUAUACGUUUCUUUGGCGGACGUUCGGUGUCACGCAAUAGCUCUAGUGCCAGUCAUAAAACCUCAGGAAAUGGCAGUGAUUUGGGUAAUAUCUCAGAAAAUGGUCUAAUGACCGAACUGCAUCACAAUCAUAGUACACCCAAAUCAGAGGAUGGUUUCAAGCUAAUGCAACAACACAAACAAGGGGGCGGAGCAGGAGCCAAUACCUCUUCCACACCACCUCCAGCAGCAGCCACCGCUACACUUAAACGUAAACAAAAGCAAAACGCCAAACAACAGCAGCAGCAACAAGCCGAUGGACCACGCACUAUUAUCACUUUGACAGGAGGACGCGGUUACUGGCGUCAUGUCUGGUACAAUAAUACCAAUUCACCCGGCCACAAAUCCUCUUCCUCCUCAUCCUCUCUCAGUUCAGGAGCCUCUUCACCACUCAUUGCCAAUUCAAAUGAUGCCCACAUUGUUAUAUGGGAGAAAAAGUUAUAAUCUCGGGAGUAUGUGUGGCACUGUAAGGCCACACCACCAUCUCUAGCCAGCCAACUACAACCCUCAACAUCUAUGUAUUUACAACCACCCUCCUCAGCACUCUCUACCCCCGAACGACGUAGUCGUGUACGUUUUCGGGGAUCAUUUGUAAUGCGUGAGCGAGGAGGUGCCUCAUCAUUGACCGGUUCACCCAACUUAAGUUUAGGCACUCCCACCACCAUGGGUGGCAGUUU
Messenger RNA from Lucilia sericata (common green bottle fly), 5298 nucleotides. Its product is annotated as rho guanine nucleotide exchange factor 10-like protein. Gene Ontology annotation, molecular function: protein binding; guanyl-nucleotide exchange factor activity. The record is from RefSeq and is a predicted model, not a curated record. The transcript is spliced from 5 exons. Gene Ontology annotation, biological process: positive regulation of stress fiber assembly; actin cytoskeleton organization. The coding region runs from base 839 to 5065 and encodes 1408 amino acids. NCBI's taxonomy places the organism in Eukaryota, Metazoa, Arthropoda, Insecta, Diptera, Calliphoridae.